Molecule: messenger RNA, 2818 nt
Organism: Exophiala viscosa
Lineage: Eukaryota; Fungi; Ascomycota; Eurotiomycetes; Chaetothyriales; Herpotrichiellaceae
Product: ring finger and CHY zinc finger domain-containing protein 1
Exons: 2
Coding region: 236-2422 (728 amino acids)
Molecular function (GO): zinc ion binding
Source: RefSeq, a predicted model, not a curated record
CUUGUUGCUACCUUUUACCGUUGCAUCUUAUGACCGUAUCUGACGAGGCUGAGUUCGAUAGAGGCCAGCCUUGCUGACAAAGCGGCGGUAUGUCCCCGGAGCACGUGUCACCAACUGGACUCGCUUCACAUGUCACAAGCGCAGGCCAGAGUCAUUUCAGCCACUCACCACCUGACAAUCCAUCACGACACUCUCUGACGACAUCCUCGUAGCAUGCCUACUCUCACCGGCUUCAAUGAGUGAAUAUCUCCCUUCGUUCAUUGUCGAACCCGUCCUGCGCCAAGCACGGCGAUUCUCGAGGCUGAGCGCUGCAGAAGACUCGCCCUCGCCAGCACCAGGUUUUCUACCUGCUGUCCCGGACCUACAACGCUGGUACCCUACUCGCUUCUGGAACUCCUCCUCUCCCCCUCCUCUCGAAGAGCCCGAACCCGAUAAUAAAGAGACUACUGUGCAAUCCAUUACAAGGACAAUACAGUUAUGGGCGGCUCAGUUGAACUCUUUCGACCAAAUCCCUUCUCCUACUCUCGAACCGAUGGAGGAUGAUUUGGCACACGACGUCACCCAAUUAGACAGCCGAGAGGAAAGCGAGUCCAUCGAAUUUCCACCUUUAGACCCAGAACCAGUACAGUUUUCUCGGCCUGUGGUACGGGAAGAUCAACGUACAAGCAGUGAAACCUCGCUCAAUCCUGCACAAGAAUUGUCAUACAGAGCAAGACGACUUCAAGAACACACAAGACCGCACUCUUUAUCGGACCCAUUAGCCGCAGUCCAUCAUGAGCUCACAAUGUCGCGAGUGUCGGAAACUCGGCGGGAAGGUCAUGGUAACCAUGCUUAUCGAAGGAGGGACGGAUCAGGUGCCCUCCCAGAGGACGACGGGAUGGGGCCUUUACGGCAGAAAAUCUCUGGCGUAUGGGCGGGCUCUGGUACAGCAGCGGAGAAAUCGAAAUUGGUUCAUGGCCUCAUGAUGGAACGAUAUCAAACAGUUCAGGCCCUGCGUUCGCCGAAACAACUACCCUCGAAAGUCUUGAGCGCGCCACAACGUCCUGCUACUCCGAGUUCUAUAAUGUCCGGUGCGAGUCAGGAGGUUGUCUACAACCUGAUCCCCGAAGACCUUGUGCCGACAUAUGCACCCCUGGACCCUGAACCUUCGCACGACGAUAUGGAUACGACAGAAGAGGCUCAUAGACCGGACCUAGGUUGCAUUCACUAUAAACGCAAUGUCAAGAUGCAGUGCAAUACCUGCCAAAGGUGGUACACUUGCCGACUGUGCCACGACGAAGAUGAGAACCACAUCCUACCUCGUCGGGAGACGAAGCAUAUGCUGUGUAUGCUCUGCGGUACACCUCAGCCUGUCGGGCAAUUCUGCAAGAUGUGCCACGUUCAAGCAGCAUGCUAUUACUGCGCUGUUUGUAAACUUUGGAGCAACGACCCGGCCAAGUCUAUAUAUCACUGCGACGACUGUGGGAUAUGUCGCAUUGGCGAAGGUCUGGGCAAAGACUUCUUCCAUUGCAAGACUUGUGCAGCAUGCAUGUCGAUACAGGCCGAGAGCACGCACAAGUGCAUCGAGCGGAGCACCAAAUGUGACUGUCCGAUAUGUGGCGAAUACAUGUUUACAUCCAACAAGCCGGUAGCAUUUAUGCGGUGCGGUCACAGUAUUCACGAAACUUGCUUUGCGGAAUGGUGCAAUGCCAGCUACAAGUGUCCUAUAUGUUCCAAAAGCAUAGCCAAUAUGGAGAGUCAAUUCCGCCGAUUGGACCGACAUAUCGAAGAGCAACCGAUGCCGGAAGAAUACCGAGACAAUCGAGCCUAUGUCUUUUGCAAUGACUGCAAUAGCCGCAGCGUGACCAAGUAUCACUGGCUGGGGUUGAAAUGUGCUCUUUGCGAUUCGUACAAUACCACACAGCUGGAGUUGUUGGGCGCUGAACAGACGCCGCAACUUGAGCAAGAACAGGAACGAGCGCAGCAAGCUGGGAUCAGUGAAGCAGCUAUCACUGCCAGUCAGAAUCACACUCCAAUGGAGGAACUGACGCAGCCAGCGAAUCUGACAAGGCCGGUGGCCGCCUCCGCUCUCAGCCCUAUUGAUACGGCGAUAGGUGCACAAUCUCCCGAAAGCCGGUCAUCAUGGCUAUUGCCUCACUCGCCGACCGGGCGGUCCGCAAGGUCUAUGUCUCCGGCGGUUGGCAGUUAUUUUGGCACGGGUCAGCGACCUGCAGAGACGGUGCCAGUACCUCGACGAGGGACGACGCCACUUGAUGACGAUGACCAUCUGGACUUCUGGGGCCGACCUAAUUCCCCACCAAGGCAUGAAGCUAUGCAAGUCGAGUCUGAAUCUGAAUCUGGGAGUGACAGUGAUCAAUUGAUGGAGGAUGAAGAUGAUGGAGAUGAGGAAGAAGAUCUUAUGGCUUUACCCGGACAUAGAUAGAAAAGCAAAGAGAGGGCUUGUUGCUGGCAUGAGACAUUACAUGGAGCAAGAUACACGCUUGGGAGCUUUACAGCAGGACACAUCACGACACGAGUCAGGGACGAAGAGGUUACGAAUGAAAAAUGCAUGGAUUGUUUGGCAUCUCAUACUGCAUGUGGAAAUGGGCAUUUGGUCUUUCUGGGUUGGGUUGGGAUGAAAAGAAUCACCGUGUACGAUAUUCUCAUAUCUGUUUCAACAUCAACAAUUUUGCGCGGCAUAGCCCUGCGUAAAUGUCGUCGGCAUUCGAAGGAGGCAUUGAGCGAUUUGGAGAUAUCAGCAACUUGGUAUACCAAUUCAUAAAUUCUGAUACCAUGGUAUAACACCUGCAAUACUUAGUGUGUUGGAGAAGAGAGACCC